This is a messenger RNA of Striga asiatica, 2587 nucleotides long. The record is from the annotation of a GenBank genome assembly. NCBI's taxonomy places the organism in Eukaryota, Viridiplantae, Streptophyta, Magnoliopsida, Lamiales, Orobanchaceae.
CAAAGGACAACAGUCAACUUGGUUCUUUGUGGAUCAAUUAAAAUUGUAUAGGUGACCUUUUAGCUUUGUUGUUUUCUGUUUGACACCCCAACCUUACACUCAUGCGUAAUGCUGACAAACAAAAAUAACAAAUCCUUCAUUUAUUUUCCGACCUUCAAAGAGAUCUCGUCUUUUAUUGAACUCCUUUAACAAAGUCCUGAAGUUUCCAGUUUUACUCCCAGACAAAGAAAAGACCCAAUUUUCAUCAGAUAUUUUGGUUCUUACUCAGAUUCGAACUUCCCAGACUGGUUUGAAGUUUGAUACUUCGGUCGAAAAAAUGGUGAACGGAGCUGCAUUGGUAGCCAUUGCUGCCACAAUUGGCAACCUCUUGCAGGGAUGGGAUAAUGCGACCAUUGCAGGUGCGGUUGUUUACAUAAAAAAGGAACUCGAAUUGGGAGCCGCCAUCGAGGGCCUCAUAGUGGCUAUGUCCCUAAUUGGGGCCACAGCCAUUACUACUUGCUCGGGAACAAUAUCCGACUUAAUUGGCCGACGUCCAAUGCUAAUCCUCUCAUCUAUGUUUUAUUUCAUUAGCGGAUUAAUAAUGCUGUGGUCCCCUAAUGUGUAUGUUCUACUUCUGGCAAGGCUUUUGGACGGUUUUGGGGUGGGCCUUGCUGUCACUUUAGUACCUCUUUACAUAUCCGAGACAGCACCUUCUGAGAUACGAGGCUUGUUAAACACGCUUCCUCAGUUCACAGGCUCAGCCGGCAUGUUUUUGUCUUACUGCAUGAUUUUCGGGAUGUCAUUAUCGCCCUCGCCUAGCUGGCGGUUGAUGCUCGGAGUCCUUUUGGUCCCUUCUCUGUUGUAUUUUGGGCUGAUGGUAUUUUACUUGCCCGAGUCUCCUCGGUGGCUGGUGAGCAAAGGGAGGAUGCUGGAGGCCAAAAGGGUUUUGCAGCGCUUAAGGGGUCGGGAGGAUGUUUCUGGCGAAAUGGCUCUACUGGUCGAAGGCCUCGCGGUCGGCGGCGACACAUCCAUCGAGGAGUACAUAAUCUGCCCAGCCGAUGAGCAAAACGACCAAACUCCCACAGCAGCAGAGGAUGAGGAGCCGCCCAUCAAGCUCUACGGUCCCGAGGCCGGGCUUUCAUGGGUCGCUCGGCCCACCCAGGGCAGCGUCCUGAGCCUCGUCUCCCGCCAAGGAAGCGUAGCCAAUAAGAGCAGCAUCCCUCUCAUGGACCCUCUCGUCACCCUUUUCGGCAGCGUCCACGAACGACUCCCCGACGCCGGGGGAAGCACCCGCGGCAGCAUGCUUUUCCCCAAUUUCGGAAGCAUGUUCAGCAACGCCGACCCAUCUACUCUAAAAAACGAUGACUGGGAUGAUGACGAUGACAACGAGAGCAUGGGAAGGGACGAAGGGGAAGGAUACCCGUCCGACCUCGAGAACCCGGACAACCUGCACAGCCCGUUGAUUUCCCGACAGGCGACGGGGAAGGACGGAGGUGGGGCCCACGUGAGGAGGCACAGUAGCCUGGCUUGGCAAGGGGAAGGAGGGGCUGCGGGAACUGGGAUUGGUGGCGGGUGGCAGCUGGCGUGGAAGUGGUCGGGUAGGGAGGGGGAGGGGGGCUUCAAGAGGGUAUACUUGCAUGANGCUGCUCGAGCCGGGGGUCAAGCGGGCGUUGGUUGUUGGGAUUGGGAUUCAAAUACUUCAGCAGAAAUAAUGCUUGAAAUCGAAAUCGAAAUCGAAGGAGCAGAAAAUCCAAGCACGUUGCUGACAGAGGUGGCGUGUGGUUUUCGGCAGCCGAAUUUUUACAGACGGUCGAUCACCGAAGUCCACAAUCAGGGAAUAAAAAAAAUCCCUCAAUUUUCUGGUAUCAAUGGCGUAUUGUACUACACUCCUCAAAUUCUACAGCAAGCGGGUGUGGGAGUUCUUCUCUCUAACCUCGGCAUAGGAUCGGACUCUGCAUCAUUCCUCAUCAGUGCUUUGACUAAUUUCCUGAUGCUUCCAAGUAUUGCUGUUGCUAUGAGGUUCAUGGAUGUUGCUGGUAGAAGGUCCCUUCUACUGACAACAAUACCCGUCCUAAUAAUCUCUCUCAUCAUCCUCGUGAUUGGGAAUGUCGUGAAUCUUGGAAGCGUGGCCCACGCUGUAAUCUCGACUUUAUGUGUGGUGAUCUAUUUCUGCACGUUCGUGAUGGGUUACGGCCCAAUCCCAAACAUCCUCUGUGCGGAAAUAUUCCCGACUCAGGUCCGUGGAAUCUGCAUUGCCAUUUGUGCAUUGGUUUUCUGGAUUUGUGACGUCAUAGUUACUUACACGCUCCCUGUGAUGCUGGGCUCGAUUGGUCUCGGGGGCGUUUUCGGGAUUUACGCUAUUGUCUGUGCUGUCUCAUGGGUUUUCAUUUUCUUGAGGGUGCCUGAGACAAAGGGGAUGCCUUUGGAGGUUAUUACUGAGUUCUUUUCGGUGGGGGCCAAACAAGAUGGUGCAAAGGCGAUUGGUUUUUGUACUAUAGAGGAUCUUUUUUGGGAAGUUGCUGUACUAUCGCUAAAAUUUGAUGAAGAAGAUUCAGUGGUAUUGUACCUGACACGAUCUUUGGUCAACUGUGCAUUGUAUGAGCUCCCG